AUGUCUCUCAAUCGCAUCGCCUUCUUGGAGUCUUGGGAACAGAACCCUGCCGCAUUCCGCCGUCAACCGAGACCAGAGGACUCUGAAGAUGAAGAUAGAUAUCAUGACCUUCCGGAGCCUUCACUGUCAUCAUCCUUUCAAUCAAACAUUAGUAGUCGUCCAACCUUCCGAGAUCGCCUGAACUUUAAUCCCUAUGCUGGACCCGGUUGGAACGAGACCUUCGUGGAUGAGUUCGAUAGACCCUAUAGAGGUUCCUCGCCCAGGCGCCCUCGGGCUGAUGAAGCCGAACCUUUAGAACAACCCGAAGAAGAUGACACAUUGAGGCCACAGCAACCUGUGGGCUUAGAAACUACGGGAGCCUUUGAGGUUGGCCGUUCGAAACGAAUCUGUAAGUUGUAUGUCUCAGUGGUGAGCAAUACGGACUCUGAACUUUUCCAAAGUGCAGGAAUAGUCUUCGGAUUUGCGGCAAUCAAGCCCAUAUUCGUCAAAGAAGGAGUCUACCGCAACCUGUGCUCAAAGGACGAGCUCGAUAGCGGCUCAGAUGUAUGCUAUCGACAAGACAUCCGGCUGAAUCUAAUGUUUACGGUAGCCGCCGUUGCAACAAACGUGUCAGCAUUGCCCGUAGGAGCCAUACUAGACACCCAUGGCCCCCGAGUAUGUGGCAUCAUUGGCAGUAUCUGUUUAACCGUGGGCAGCCUUCUGCUCGGGCUCGCACCCAAGCUUUCCUUUGAUGCUUACUUACCAGGGUAUCUCUUUCUAUCCCUCGGGGGGCCUUUCAUCUUCGUCCCAUCGUAUCAACUGUCGAACACCUUCCCGACCCAUUCUGGUCUUAUCCUGUCCACCCUUACGGGUGCUUUCGACGCUUCCAGCGCACUCUUUCUCGUGUUUCGGCUGUUAAAUGAGAAGACCGAGGGCGCCUUCACUACAUCGCGGUUUUUCCUUAUCUAUCUCAUUGUACCAAUCUUCAUCUUGACUGCUCAGCUAACGGUCAUGCCCAAAACCUCCUACAAGACGGCAGGGGAGCUUGUUCAGCAGGCGGAAGAACAAAUCGUAGCGGAGGCAGCUGACCGAGUAGAUGAAGCUAUUGGUGACCGUAAUGAAGGAGAACGGCAACGCAAUGACCGCCGUCUUCAGCGGCAGACUGUUAUCAAUCAAAUCGAGGACUUGCUACAUGCACCUACGCCCGAGCAGGACCACCAACCACAACUAGAAGAAGAACAGACCGAGUCUAUCCCUCACACUGCUGGCGGUGUCUGGGGUGCCCUGCAUGGCCGCUCAGCCUUGCAGCAAAUUCGCACCCCAUGGUUCGUGCUUAUCACUCUCUUCACCGUCCUCCAAAUGCUUCGAAUCAACUACUUCGUCGCCACCAUUCGUCAACAAUACACCUAUCUUCUACACUCGCUCGAGCGUGCCAAAGCUUUGAAUUCCACUUUUGACGUCUUACUCCCUCUCGGCGGCCUGAUCUCCGUCCCCUUCACCGGAGCCAUCCUCGACAAUGCUAGUACCCCAGUCGUGCUUGGUAUCCUCGUUAUCACCGCUACGCUCAUUGGCCUCCUUGGUUGCAUCCCCAGCAUCCUCGCCGGCUAUGCCAAUAUCAUCCUCUUCGUCAUCUAUCGCCCCUUCUACUAUACAUCCGUCUCUGACUACGCUUCCAAAGUCUUCGGCUUCCAAACUUUCGGCAAGGUAUACGGCCUCAUCAUCUGUCUUGCAGGAUUGGGAAACUUCGCUCAGACAGGCCUCGACACCCUCGUCUUCCGAGUCUUCCAUCGCAAUCCCAUUCCCGUCAACGCGAUGCUUACAGGUUUAACGUUCCCCGUUGGCCUAGCUUUGGUCGCAUACGUCUCAUGGCAGACUAAGAAGCUAGCCGCCGCCAAGUUAGCCCAAGAAAAUGUCACCGAUGGUGCCAAUGCUGAGAGUGGACUCGUGGCGGGCCACGACGACCAGGUGAAUUCUCGGGACUGGUACGCGGAUGAGAGGACACCGCUGCUGGGUGAUAGUAUUCGGGGGCGUCGAUCUUCCUUUGCAGUUGGGGUUCCACCUUCUUGA
Messenger RNA from Aspergillus niger, 2046 nucleotides. RefSeq lists its product as uncharacterized. The transcript has 3 exons. The coding region runs from base 1 to 2046 and encodes 681 amino acids. Gene Ontology annotation, molecular function: transmembrane transporter activity. The record is from RefSeq and is a predicted model, not a curated record. Gene Ontology annotation, biological process: transmembrane transport. Gene Ontology annotation, cellular component: fungal-type vacuole membrane. Lineage: Eukaryota; Fungi; Ascomycota; Eurotiomycetes; Eurotiales; Aspergillaceae.